UCUUUUCUUCUUUCUCUAAUCUUGAAUGCUUAGUGGGACCCCAUCACUAAUUCAUAUGCAAUUUGCUUCCAUUUAAUCUUGAUCAUGAGGUGUUUACAGGUUCCUUUUAUUGCUUGCUCUGCUCUGAGUUUCUGCAGCCAUGGCUCAUGGAGGUUCUCCAAAAAGUGGGAAAGGGUCACCCAGAGACUGCUGUUUGGAUGUCAAAUGCAACCACAAUUUUGUUGCUUAUCUUGAUUGGCAUGUCCGUCUCAAACAAGUAGUCAGCUGGCUAACACUCUUUUUCUUGCUGAACCGCAGUUAUUCAGACAAUUCUCCUGAUAUUGAAGGUGAAGCUUUGAUUGAGAUUCUAGAGAGUUUAAAUGAUUCCAAUAAUCGAAUCAAAGAUUGGAACUACUAUUUCGUUAAGCCUUGCCCUAGUUGGUCUCAUGUUACUUGUAGAGAUGAACACGUCAUAUACCUGAGCUUGGCCUCAAAUGGUUUUUCUGGAACUCUUUCUCCAUCAAUUACAAAAUUGAAGUUUUUGGUUAGCUUGGACUUGGAAGAUAAUAAUCUCUCUGGUGAAUUACCAGACUAUCUUGGCACCAUGCCGCAGCUACAAAAUAUAAAAUUUGCGCGGAAUGGUUUUAAUGGCUCAAUACCAUCAUCUUGGGGACAACUCUCCAGAUUAAAGCAUCUGGAUCUUUCAUCCAACGAUCUAACUGGAAGAAUCCCGACACCAUUAUUUUCAGUACCUGUAUUCAACUUUUCAGGAACUCAUCUUGCUUGUGGUAGUAGUCUACAGGAACCUUGUGUUUCGGGUUCCUCUAUUCCAGGUUCUACCAGAAAAUCAAAACUUAAGGCUGUCAUUACUGGAGUGACUUCUGGUGCUUUUGUUCUUCUGUUACUUGGGGCUAUAUUUAUGUACCGAUCUUACCGAGUGCGCACAUAUAAACGUGAUGUCUAUGUUGACGUGGAAGGUGAAUAUGAGUGCAAACUUUCCUUUGGCCAACUCAGACGAUUUUCCUGGCGUGAAAUACAGCUUGCGACAGACAAUUUCAAUGAAAACAAUAUUAUUGGACAAGGAGGAUUCGGAAAAGUAUACAAAGGAUUGCUCCUAGAUGGAACCAGAGUUGCUGUGAAACGGCUGAAUGACUAUCAGAGUCCUGGAGGGGAGGAAGCCUUUUUAAGAGAGAUUGAUUUGAUAAGCGUAGCAGUUCAUAAGAAUCUUCUCCGACUGAUUGGAUUUUACACGACCUCUGUAGAGAGAAUCCUCAUCUAUCCGUUUAUGAGAAAUAUCAGUGUUGCAUAUCAACUAAGAGAUCUGAAACCUGGCGAGAAAGGCCUUGACUGGCAAACAAGAAAGCGCAUAGCUUUGGGUGCAGCACAGGGCUUAGAGUACUUGCAUGAGCAUUGCAAUCCUAAAAUCAUUCAUCGUGAUUUAAAGGCUGCAAAUAUCCUUCUGGACGAUGACUUUGAGCCAGUUCUUGGAGAUUUUGGUCUAGCGAAGCUAGUUGAUACAAGAUUAACACACAUCACAACACAAGUGCGUGGGACAAUGGGACACAUUGCCCCUGAGUAUUUGUCGACUGGAAAAUCUUCAGAAAAGACUGAUGUCUUUGGAUAUGGCAUAACUCUUCUAGAACUUGUAACUGGUCAGCGUGCAAUAGAUUUUUCUCGCCUUGAAGAAGAGGAAGAUGUUCUUCUGCUCGAUCAUAUCAAGAAACUUCUGAGAGAAAAGAGGCUUGCCUACAUUGUGGAUGAACACAUGAAGAUCGAUGAUCCUACAGAAGUUGAGACAGUCAUUCAGAUAGCACUGCUUUGCACCCAAAGUUCACCCGAAGAUCGACCAACAAUGUCAGAAGUGGUAGGCAUGCUGCAAGGAGAUGUCAUGACAGACAGAUGGGCCGAGUGGGAACAGCAAGAAGAAGUAAGAAACCAAGAAUUCUCCCUCCUUUCUUAUCAAUAUAUUUGGUCUGAAGAAACAACUCAAGAUCAAGAAGCUAUACAAUUAUCCCAAGCAAGAUAGAUAGCUUUCCUGAGAUUAAUUACUUAGGCUUGGAUGAAAAUAUGGUAUUGUGCUACUAGUGGUGUUUGUAUAAUUGCAGAUACAGCAUAAUAUUAGCUUGCUGAUGCUACAUUUCUAGACUAUAUGAAGUAGGAAGUGAGUGAAUGACAUAGGUUUUAUAGAAUACAUAUACAGCGGCGUUGUAUUAUUGCAUAAUUUCUAUCGUUAAAUGUCACAAGCUUUCAAACACCGCUAAAAUUUUGUGGAAUCGUGAUUUAAGUGAUAUUCCCUCGA
Daucus carota subsp. sativus is the source of this 2278-nucleotide messenger RNA. RefSeq names its product probable LRR receptor-like serine/threonine-protein kinase At5g63710. Bases 140 to 2005 code for a protein of 621 amino acids. The transcript is spliced from 11 exons. The record is from RefSeq and is a predicted model, not a curated record. Gene Ontology annotation, molecular function: ATP binding; protein kinase activity; protein binding. Lineage: Eukaryota; Viridiplantae; Streptophyta; Magnoliopsida; Apiales; Apiaceae. Gene Ontology annotation, biological process: protein phosphorylation.